GCGGGGAGAGCGGGCGACGCGGCAGCACCCUACCAGAGGCUGGACUAGUCGGGAGACCCUAGCGCCCCUGCUCCUGGCCUCCGCCCCCUCGUGGUCUCCGCCUCCUUGUCUCACACACCCCCCGGGCCGCCGGGCCCCAGGCCUUCCCGGCGCUCCUCCUUCCUCUCUUCAUACUCGCUCUGGCCGGGGUCCUCUUGCUGCCUGCUGGCCUUGCUGCUUCUGGGGCGAGUCCUCCUCCUUGGGCUCUCCUUUCUCUCUCUCUCUCUGUCUCUCUCUCUCUCUCACACACACACACACACACACACUCGUGCCCUUGCUCUCUGGGCCACCCCUUCCUCUCCAGCCCUACUCAUCUCUUCCUUGCUAACGCCGCCGUCGGGGGAGGAUUGAUGUCCCUUCAGCAUCAUGCAGCCACCGCCGAGAAAGGUGAAAGUAACACAAGAACUGAAAAACAUUCAAGUUGAGCAGAUGACAAAACUUCAAGCCAAACAUCAAGCAGAAUGUGAUUUGCUUGAAGAUAUGAGGACAUUCAGUCAGAAGAAGGCUGCUAUUGAAAGAGAGUAUGCACAGGGUAUCCAGAAGUUGGCUAGUCAGUACCUGAAGAGAGAUUGGCCUGGAAUAAAAGCUGAUGAUCGGAAUGAUUACAGGAGCAUGUAUCCUGUUUGGAAAUCCUUUCUCGAGGGAACAAUGCAGGUAGCCCAGUCUCGGAUCAAUAUAUGUGAAAAUUAUAAAAACUUCAUUUCUGAGCCUGCCAGGACUGUGAGAAGCUUAAAAGAACAGCAACUAAAAAGGUGUGUGGACCAGUUGACAAAGAUCCAAACUGAAUUACAAGAGACAGUGAAAGAUUUAGCUAAAGGCAAAAAGAAGUACUUUGAGACUGAGCAGAUGGCUCAUGCAGUGCGAGAGAAAGCUGACAUUGAGGCAAAGUCUAAACUUAGUCUUUUUCAAUCAAGAAUCAGUUUACAGAAAGCAAGUGUAAAGUUAAAAGCCCGGCGAUCUGAGUGUAAUUCCAAAGCUACCCACGCAAGGAAUGAUUAUCUUCUUACACUAGCAGCAGCAAAUGCACAUCAGGAUCGCUACUAUCAAACAGAUUUAGUUAACAUUAUGAAGGCUCUCGAUGGCAAUGUGUAUGAUCACCUCAAGGAUUAUUUAAUAGCCUUCAGCCGGACUGAGCUAGAAACAUGCCAAACUGUGCAGAACACAUUCCAGUUUUUGUUAGAGAACUCCAGCAAGGUGGUACGGGACUAUAAUCUUCAGCUGUUUUUACAAGAGAAUGCUGUAUUUCACAAACCUCAACCCUUCCAGUUCCAGCCCUGUGACAGUGAUACUAGUCGACAAUUAGAAUCAGAAACUGGGACCACAGAGGAGCACAGUCUAAAUAAAGAGGCUAGGAAAUGGGCCACACGUGUGGCACGUGAGCACAAAAACAUUGUUCAUCAACAACGGGUUCUAAAUGAACUUGAAUGCCAUGGAGUUGCUGUAUCAGAACAAAGCCGAGCAGAACUGGAACAGAAAAUAGAUGAAGCUAGAGAAAAUAUUCGUAAAGCAGAGAUAAUUAAGUUGAAAGCUGAAGCCCGGCUAGACCUGCUAAAGCAGAUUGGCGUUUCUGUGGACACAUGGCUAAAGAGUGCCAUGAACCAAGUAAUGGAAGAACUGGAAAAUGAGCGGUGGGCACGCACUCCUGCAGCCACCAGCAAUGGCACACUACACUCGCUAAAUGCAGAUAAUGAAAGAGAAGAAGGAGAAGAGUUUGAAGACAAUAUGGAUGUUUUUGAUGACAGCAGUUCUAGUCCUUCUGGUACCUUAAGAAAUUAUCCACUCACCUGCAAAGUUGUUUAUUCCUACAAGGCUUCUCAACCAGAUGAGUUGACCAUUGAGGAACAUGAGGUGUUAGAAGUGAUUGAAGAUGGAGAUAUGGAAGACUGGGUAAAGGCUCGAAAUAAAGUUGGCCAAGUGGGUUAUGUGCCAGAAAAGUACCUACAGUUUCCCACCUCGAACAGCCUACUGAGCAUGCUGCAGUCCUUGGCCGCUUUGGACAGUCGGUCACACACAUCCAGCAAUUCCACGGAAGCAGAACUCGUUUCAGGCAGCCUCAACGGAGAUGCCAGUGUCUGUUUUGUGAAAGCACUUUAUGAUUAUGAGGGCCAGACAGAUGAUGAGCUAUCUUUUCCUGAGGGAGCAAUCAUUCGUAUCUUGAACAAAGAGAACCAAGAUGAUGAUGGCUUCUGGGAAGGGGAAUUCAAUGGGCGGAUUGGAGUGUUCCCAUCGGUGCUAGUGGAAGAACUUUCAGCCUCAGAAAAUGGUGAUACUCCAUGGAUGAAAGAGAUUCAGAUCUCUCCUUCCCUCAAGCCGCAAACCUCCCUGCCUCCGCUACCGCUGUAUGACCAGCCUCCCAGCAGUCCUUACCCCAGCCCGGAUAAGAGGAGUGCCCAGCUCUUCCCCCGGUCUCCUUCUACAAAUGAAAACAGCCUCCAUGCUGAGUCACCAGGAUUCUCACAGGCAUCAAGGCAAACUCCUGAGACCUCAUAUGGCAAACUCCGGCCUGUCCGAGCGGCUCCCCCUCCACCCACACAGAACCACCGGAGGCCAGCAGAGAAGAUGGAGGAUGUGGAGAUCACACUGGUGUGACUAUGGGCUUGCCCUUUGUUACCGCUACAAUCAAGGCCAGGCUUGGAGUUUGGCCCAUCCUGUUGUUUAGGCACCUUUGCAUGAUGGUGACUCUUGAACAGAGCAAAACCAAGGCAGAUUCUCUGUGACUGGGUGGCCUGGCGAACACCUCCCAUGUUUUGAAUAUUUUGUGCCUUUUUUUUGUUGUCAUUUUCUAUGUCAUCUCUCCUACCAUAGCACAAAUCCUAGUGGGCCCUAGAAGCAGAGGGGAGCAGCCCUCAUGCCUAACAGUGGUCCGUUUUUAUAGGAGAUUCCAGUCCAGGCCUCAUUCCAGGGAAUAGUCACAGAAUUCUGAUCAUGUGUGCUCGUACAGUAUAUUACUGUGGCCACAAGGAUGUGGCAAAGAUCUCAUCUUUCUUCAAGUGGCUUUUGCUCAUCUGAUUAAGUAUUAAUCGGAUUCUGUUGGCUCCAAAAGGAAACAGAAGGAGGGAUUCAGGAGAGGCUGGCUCCUCCCCGAAGUUCGUCCCCAGAUGAAGAGUGAAACCAUACCGGGAAAAAGUGGACUGCCCGUUGCAUUAGCGCCAGUUGCAUUAACGCACAUCUCUUCCACAACUAACAGAUUUAAAAUAAUAACAGUGUCCUUUGUAUUAAUAUUUAUGCCAUUCAUUUAGUAUUAGUGGGGCUAACCUGGAGGGGGCUAAACUAGUAGCCACAUCUUGCCCAUCACAUAGACUAACAGAAAGGAGGCUACGGCCACAGCAGAGAUGGAGCUUCCAGUUCUGAAAUGAGCCGGUUUAAUGUUCUUUUUGUCUUUGGACAUUUUUCAACUCAGUUUUUACAGCAUAUACUCCUCUGACCAAUAUCUUUAGAACCUGAGUGUCUGAUAAAUUAAGGACACAUGCCUGCUUGUUGAGCUUCUCUAUCGGGGAGGUCCCUAGCACCAUUUUGUUCGCAAGCUAGUGCACUGACCCAGACAGCCUGAUCGCUGUUGGUAUAGACAAGCUGUCACUCAUGAAAAAUGCAGCCUCCAGGUCCUCCCUGAUGCUUCCUAGGAAGGAAGAACCUGUGGGCCUGUGGAGGAAACUAGCUUCCUGAGCAAGAAAAGACUCUGACUGCAUAUCCCACACAAGUGCAGACUGAUGAGGAAGAGGAGCCUUCUGCGAGUCCCAGGAGAGCUGGGGGUGGGAGGGGUGCUCAGCAGUCUGCAGCACUGGGAACAGCGUGGGGCUCUGGCUUUCCACCCAUGGAAGGUAGAGAGUGUGUUACCUAGGGACUAAGGGAGGCUUGCCUGUUGCUUUUCUGUUUUUGCUAAGAAAUCAGAUUUUUUAGAAUUUAAUCCAAAAGUUGUAUUAUGCUUUGAAAAUCCCAUCCCUCUUAAGAAUCUUUAGAAACUUGAAAUGCUCACCAAACAUCCCCGUGGGAUUUUUGACAAAAUGUAGGGUCAGAACCGAAGAAGUUUUCAGUUAUUCAUUUGAUCACUUCAGUAAUGAUACCCCUUGACUAUUCUCUAUGGUUUUGGUUUUUUGCAUUUUGUAAGCUGUUGAUCUAUUUGAGGUCUUUUUAUGUUUAUCAAACUUAUUCUUAAGUUUAAAAAAGCAAUUAAAAGGGUGGUUUUUUAAAGAUUUUACAAUUUGCUGAAAUGUUACAAAUCUAAAAAGUGCUUAUUAAAUAGAGCAGUUCAACUUGCCACCCAGUCUUCUACUCUUUCUUUAGCUAGCCAAAUUAUCCUUGAAUUUGGAUUUUUCACAACUUCAGAAAGUUGUUGAAGUCUUUUGUUAGAUCUUAAAAUGUUUCUUGGAAGAGCUGCUAAUUUUAUUUUUAAAAACAAAGUUGUAAAAAUAUGCCUCCUUUUUAAAAAAAUAAUCCCUCCCUCCAGGUCAUGUAACCCAGCAUCACCAUGCACAGGACAGGGCUCAGAAGGAGUCUCUGUGCAGAUGCGCUUUCUUUACAGUGGCUGUAAAAAAUUUGUAUUUAUUAUGUAUAAAAUAUUGAAUAAUAAAAAAUGGAAUUAA
Molecule: messenger RNA, 4619 nt
Organism: Marmota flaviventris (yellow-bellied marmot)
Lineage: Eukaryota; Metazoa; Chordata; Mammalia; Rodentia; Sciuridae
Gene: Fchsd2
Product: FCH and double SH3 domains 2
Biological process (GO): regulation of actin filament polymerization; neuromuscular synaptic transmission
Cellular component (GO): recycling endosome; neuromuscular junction
Molecular function (GO): protein binding
Source: RefSeq, a predicted model, not a curated record